Polypterus senegalus (gray bichir) is the source of this 1887-nucleotide messenger RNA. Its product is annotated as CASP8 and FADD-like apoptosis regulator. The transcript has 10 exons. The record is from RefSeq and is a predicted model, not a curated record. The coding region runs from base 206 to 1633 and encodes 475 amino acids. Gene Ontology annotation, molecular function: cysteine-type endopeptidase activity; protein binding. Gene Ontology annotation, biological process: proteolysis; negative regulation of extrinsic apoptotic signaling pathway via death domain receptors. Lineage: Eukaryota; Metazoa; Chordata; Cladistia; Polypteriformes; Polypteridae.
ACACGACGUCGCGCCCGGCCCACAAUCCACCGCGCCGGGGACUUUCCCACCGUGGUCCUCGCAGCCCUGGUCCGUCGAGAGCUGUAAUUUCUCUUAACAACCCCAAACAUGGUGGAUAUUCCGAAGAGCUCGACGAAGAUGUACAGUGUAACGGGGAAAAUCAUUGAACUAUGUGGAUAAAGAGAGUUUGGUAAAAGAAGCCACGAUGACAGACGGUCCCUCCGUGUCCGUGAUCAGUCAGAUUGCCGACGAACUAACCAGCGAGGAAAAGAAAGCCCUGCUGUACAUGUGUGCCGAUCUGAACCUGCAGGCUCCUGCGCAGGACGUCAAAGAAGUGUUGAAAAUGGUGACAAACAGAAAUGACUUGGCGGGCCAGGCGGUCCUCCUGGAGCUCAUUUACAGAAUUAAGAGGUUUGACCUGCUAAAACGGUUGCUGAGGUCAACUAAGACAGAAGUGGAAGUCUUCUUGGGAUCAAAGCAGUCUGCUGUUUCGAUGUACAGGGUCUUGAUGGCUGAUAUCAGUGAAGAGCUUGACAGAGGAGACUUACAAUCGCUCAUAUUCCUGCUGACGGACUCCCUGCCACGAGGACGGCUGAGUCAAACUAAGAGUUUCCUGGAUUUGGUGAUCGAACUUGAGAAGUGUGGCAAGGUCUCUGCUGAGCAGCUGGAACUAAUCGAAGGCAGCUUACAAAAGAUACACCGAAUGGAUCUGGCAAAGAAAGUGCUCAAGUACAAGCAAAAUGAGCAAAUCCAUCGUGCAGGUGGUGCCGUGUCCUAUCCGAAACAAAAAUCCCAGUAUAUUCCACAGGCACACGGAGCUGGCAGUGACCCGCGAUCUCCAGUAGGAGCAGGCUGCACACCUUUUGGGACAUGGGACAAUGAGAACCUAAAAAUGUCCGUAGAGGAGUCUGGAUUUCCACACUCUCAGAAUCCAGGAAUUUACAAACUGCUGAGGCGUCCGCUUGGAGUGUGCCUGAUAAUAGACAGCAUUGGCAUCGAUGGAGAUAUACUGCGCCACACCUUUGAGAAACUUCACUUCAGAGUCGUGCUUCACAAGUGGCUCGGCCUCCAGGACACCUACCUGGCUCUGACGGAGACCGCGAGGCUGCAGGAGCACAAGGAAGCCGAUGCAUUUGCCUGCUGCAUUAUCAGUCGAGGUUUCUCUUCGGGGAUGCUUGCCACCAACAGUGAGGGUCCAGGUUUGCAUUUUGAAGAUGUCAGGAGGCUGUUUUCAGCUAAGCAGUGCCCCUUCCUGAUGGCCAAGCCGAAGCUCUUCUUCAUUCAGAACUAUGCCGUUCAGCAGCCGGGCGGUUACUUCACCCUGUCCACGGGCGAUCUGGAGGUGGAUGGGUACUCGCACGCUGCUGAAGUGGAGCCCAUCCUAACUGAAGCUGACCUAUGCUGGAGUUACAGCAGGUGUGACACGCGCACGCUGGAAAUUCCAGGUCACCACUCGGAGUUCCUGUGUACCUUAUCAGCGGAACUGAUUUCAGGGCAGAAAAGGCAGGCAGAUCUCCUGGAUGUGCUCACAGACGUCAAGAGCGCCACGAAUGAGAAGAACUGUCACAACCUCAAGGACUUCUGCUACGUGUCCCUGCAGCACAGCCUUGUUAAGAAGUUCGUUCUUCAGUAGGAGAGCAGGAUGCCGUUCAGCCCAGGCCACUUGCACUGUGACGCUUGGGGGAAACAAGUCAGAGUGAGCGAGCAAGCGAGAGGUUAGGUUGCUUUCUAGAUUGAUCCCCACAUCGUGUUCCCAUUUGUCAGGUGUGGAGUUGUAGUAGGUUUUUUUUGGUAGUCCUGCAGGGUAACCAGAUUAUUUGGUGGAGCAAAAGUGUUUUAUUUAUGAUGAACGUCGACCAUCUAAAUCAUUCUGGGUGCUUCUCAUAU